AUGUCUGCCAUGUUUAUCGCGCAUGCGAGUUAUCUAUUCAUGCAAUACUUGAGUUUUCCAGUUCUCACAGAAAUAAAGUACGGCAAUAUUGACUUCACGUAUCCGGAUGUGACCAUUUGUCCCAACGCUCCUUUCACUGAUGCGGAUUUUCCCGCGGAUCCCCGAUUAGCAGCAUCUCUGAAUUCGUCCGAGAGGUUUUGGAUGGAGAAAAGAGGUUCCAUCGCAGGUUCGCCUCGGUUGCAUCAAAAACGUAGCAUGCUUUCCACAUUUUAUCGAUGGUCUCAACUGGUCGGGAAGCGUCCACAUCAAUAUGUAUUAGAAUGCCAGGUGAACAAACUCGAAUGCUUGGCCAAUUUUAUGAUUACCGAACAUCCUACCUACUACCGUUGUUUCACCUUGCGCACUCGUAUCAAUCCGCCGUUACCUGCCGGUCCGACCAAUGGAAUCCGGUUGAUUUUGCAUCGAGGACGGGCGUAUGCACGUCCCCUUCUGUCCGUAGUCGAGGAAGAGCCCGCGUUGUUACAAUCGGUAGACUCGUGGGAUACACCAUUUCAGAAGGAUGGAUUUUUCAUCACUUUUCAUGAGAGAAAUACUUUUCCCAGUUUUCCAGUCCAGUCAUUACCGAAUGGGUUGACCUUGAGGUUCGGUGAAACAAUGCGGAUCGCUCUCGAGGAGACGCAUUACGAGGCAGUGAAUCUAACCGGUCGAGUGUGCGCGAAUGAAAACUACGCGCCACAAAUCGAGUUGUUGCGUUUAGACAAGGAUUCGGAGAGCAACGCGGACUCUUCGGAAGGUAACCAUUUAUGGCCGUUACUUCAAUUGUUUCUUCGUCUCGCGUUUGGACAGAGCAGCCAUCUUCACUGA
This is a messenger RNA of Echinostoma caproni, 864 nucleotides long. The record is from the annotation of a GenBank genome assembly. NCBI's taxonomy places the organism in Eukaryota, Metazoa, Platyhelminthes, Trematoda, Plagiorchiida, Echinostomatidae.